Molecule: messenger RNA, 648 nt
Organism: Fusarium redolens
Lineage: Eukaryota; Fungi; Ascomycota; Sordariomycetes; Hypocreales; Nectriaceae
Product: thioredoxin-like protein
Exons: 2
Coding region: 1-648 (215 amino acids)
Molecular function (GO): oxidoreductase activity
Source: RefSeq, a predicted model, not a curated record
AUGCUUAUAGACAUUGUCAUCCAUGGAGACAUUCUAUGUCCAUGGUGUUUUCUCCAGAAAAAGACCCUCGAAGAAGCCAUGGAACGUUAUCAAGCACUCCACCCGGAAGUUGAAUUCGAUGUCACAUGGAAGCCUUUUCUUCUGUAUCCCACACUACGUAGAGGUGACAAGCGUGCCCUCUAUGAAAAGCUCAUGUCUCCAGAGAAGCUUCGUCUCUUCACGUCUCGACUCCAAACUGCCGGUGCUCGUUACGGUAUCGCAUUCUCUGUGACUGGCAAGACGGGGCCUUCACAGCCUGCCCAUCGACUUGUUGCCUUGACACUUCAAACCCGUGGAGCAAAUGUCCAGUCUGCUGUGCUUGAUGCUAUGUUCCGUGGUCACUUCGAAAACGGGGCUGACAUUGCUGACGAAGCGUGGUUGAUGCAUGUAGGUAGAACAGAGGCCAAACUCGAAGAUUCCGAUAUGAAAGCUGCACUUCUAGGACCAGGUCUGGGGAAGUCGCUCGAGGACGAGGUCAGAAGUGCGGCCAUAGCGGGAGUAGAAGCUGUGCCUUGCGUUACGGUUCAGAAGAAGUUUCGAGUUGGAGGGUAUCAAGAGCCAGACAUCUUUGAGAGCUUGUUUGACAAGAUACGGCGAGAGAACAGGUAA